AUGUGUACUCAAAAAGCCGAUAGGCUGAUAAUCGAGGAAUCCGGAAGGGGCGGAAGUAAACACGACUCAAGGAGGCAUGGCCAUGGAGGGGUGGGGACGACCGUUAUCCCCUCCACCUCCCGGCCAUGGGGCUCAUGGGUCCACCGGUGGCCUGUGUCAACAGGAAGCUCACCUCCAAGAAACAGAAAGCCAAAAAUAGUAAAUGACUUUACCUCCCGAGUCCCCUCUCAGUUGAGAUCUCAGCCCCUCGCAGUACCCUCCCCGCCGUUGGGAGGGUUCCCUCCUGUCCUUCCCAUCCCCACAGAUUUACUUAGCAUGGACAUGACUCAGCGUCGGGUGAUGUAUAGUUGUCAGGGCUGCUUUGGAGGAUUAUCUCAGCAAUCCAGAAGCCGAUGUUCCAAUUUGUCGAAUAUCUCUGA
Messenger RNA from Nezara viridula (southern green stink bug), 419 nucleotides. The record is from the annotation of a GenBank genome assembly. NCBI's taxonomy places the organism in Eukaryota, Metazoa, Arthropoda, Insecta, Hemiptera, Pentatomidae.